AUGUCUUAUCAAGAUGAAGUUCUUUUACAAAAUUCCACCAAUGAAGAAUCCCUAUCUACAUAUUUCAACAGUGAUCUUGCUACUACAAAGUUAGGACAUAAGUUAGUAUCCCAGCGCGGCAGUUCAACUUUAAACUUGAGCGAUGCAUUCAUAGGAGAUGAAGGAUGCAAAAUGCUUGCCCAAUAUUUAAAAGAAAACCCAAAUAUUCAAAUUCUAGACCUAAGAGGAAACAACAUAUCCCAAGAAGGCUUAAAAGAGAUACUUUAUGCAUUAAGAGCACCAAAUAAUAUUUCUCAAAUUUCUCUAGAAUGAAAUAAUAUUGGAAACGAUCUCAUGCUAUUAAGUGAAACGUUGAUGUACAAUAGUACUCUUAAAAGCUUGGAUUUGAGAAACAAUAGAAUUGGACCAGAAGGGACAGGAUUUUUAGCGAAAUUAAUAGAAAAUAAUAAAAGUCUAGUAAAAUUAGACUUAAGAUGAAAUGAGCUAAGUGCGACCGGAGGUAGGAUUUUAGCAGAAGCACUGAAAAAGCCGCAUACAAUAAGCACAGUUGAGAUCUCUGGCAAUAAAAUACCAGACGAGGUAUGCCAAGAAAUAGAGCAGUUUUUAAAAGGAAUUUUUUCAGAACCCCGAACGAGCUCUCCAGGCAAGCUUAAUAGAACAUUUAAAAGUGAAAUUGAUUAUGAUGAAGAAGCCAAAACUAGGAUAGAGAUUCAAGCAAUAUCUUCUGCCAGAACGGAAUCACGAAUUAAAGAGCUUGAAAUGCUUUUAGACCAAGAAAGCAGAAGAACGUAUGAAAUCCAAAGCGAAUUAAUGAAUGAGCUUGAACAAGAAAAACAAAAACGAAAUUAUGCAGAAGAAGAGUUUAUAAAUCACAAAGAAGAAUGCUUACAGAAAGAAAUGGAAACUAAUAAAACAAUUCAAGAAUUAGAAACCAAAAAUAAUGAAUUGAUGAAAGAAAAAAAAAGUUUGGAAAAUAAAUUAGAAUCCACACAGGAUCAGUAUCAGAAAUAUUUUACAAUUGCACAAGAAAAAAUACAAAACUUGGAUGCAAGGUUGAUUCAGCAACAGAAAUUGAAUAAACAGCUAGAAGAAAGUAGCAGAACUUCUCUUGAAAAAGCAAAACAGGAAUAUGAAGAAAUCAUUGAAGAAGUUAAGAAAGAAGCCCAAACAAAGAUUAAAGCAGCAGAUGACAGCCUGUCAUAUUUAAAAAAAGCUAAAGAAGAAAUGGAAUCGGAAACCAAAAGCUUAAGAACCCAAAUAUCGCACAUGAAAAUUUCUUACCAUGAUUCUAUGGUUAAGCUUGAAAAUAAAGUUAGGGACGAAGAAACAUCCAAAUUCAAUGCCACGCUUAAAGGGCUUGAAUCUAGGAUGAAAUCUCUAGAAGAGGCAAGAGAUGUAUUAACUGAAAAAAAUAAAGAUUUGCAAAGAGAAGUAGUAACUAAUGAGAAAAAAAGAUUGGAACAAAUUUUAUCAUUAGAAAAAGCAGUCAAUCAGCUUAGAGAAGAAAAAGGAGAAUUCCAAAGAGCAGCUCAAAAAUUGCAAAUGGCAAAUGAAAAUUUAAAGAAUGAGCUGAUAGAGAUCAAAGGCAGCAUAGAAAAAUUGUAUAAUGAGAAGGAUGAGCUUAUUAAAAGUCUUAAUGAAAGAAAAGAUGCACAUAUGAGGCAGAUUGAAAAAGUAUUGAAUAAAUAGAUAUGCAAAGAGCACGCUGAACAAUUGAAUAAUAUGGAAAAAUCGAAAGAAAUCGUUGAAGAAAAACUAGCUAAUUCUAUCAAGAAAUUUAAUAAUGUUUUAAAAGAUAGAGAAAAAGUAAUGAAAGAGCAUGUAAUUUAGAUGUAGGAACAUUUAUCAGAAAUUCUAAAGCAAAAAAGUCAGUCUAUUAUACAAGAAACUAUUCAAAGCCAUUUGAGAAGUUUAGAAUCAGAGUUUAAGCUCGAAAAUAUUUAA
Molecule: messenger RNA, 1944 nt
Organism: Blepharisma stoltei
Lineage: Eukaryota; Ciliophora; Heterotrichea; Heterotrichida; Blepharismidae
Source: the annotation of a GenBank genome assembly